Molecule: messenger RNA, 1358 nt
Organism: Aspergillus costaricaensis CBS 115574
Lineage: Eukaryota; Fungi; Ascomycota; Eurotiomycetes; Eurotiales; Aspergillaceae
Product: TauD/TfdA family dioxygenase
Exons: 4
Coding region: 114-1280 (388 amino acids)
Molecular function (GO): oxidoreductase activity
Source: RefSeq, a predicted model, not a curated record
CUGCACUACUACUACUACCACUACUACUGGCGUUGAUAUCAAUAUCUGAUUGAUAAGAUCUCAUUUAUCUAUUUAUUCAACUCUACUGAAUUUCGACUCCGACUCCAUCCAUCAUGGCCCUAACCCAACAACAACCCGCCACCAUUCCCUUAGACGUCUUCCCCGACGGACUAAAAACCACGGGUCAACACCCUCCACUCUACGAACAUAUUCACCCCUUCGAUAAAUUCCCCAAGGAGAUCACCGGCCCCACGGUCUGGAAGCCUGAGGAUUACAGCAAUAACCCAGAGAAAUGGACGCAUCGGUUCACAGAGGAGGAGAUUGACGAGUUAUCCGCCGCUGCGGAUGGGUUUUUGGAGGCGAAGAUUCCCAUGACUGGUAUUAGCAAGAGCAACUUCCCCCUCCCCAACCUAGCCGCCCGCCUGCACGAACUCCGCGCCGACCUCCUCGACGGCAAGGGAUUCAUCCUCUUCAAGGGCUUCCCUGUUGAGAAGUGGGGAAACCACAAGUCUGCUGUCGCGUACAUGGGUCUCGGCACGUACCUCGGGUACUUUGUUAGCCAGAACAGUCGGGGCCAUGUGCUUGGUCAUGUGAAGGAUCUGGGCGAGGAUCCGACGCAGAUUGAUUCUGUGCGGAUUUAUCGCACGAAUGCUAGACAAUUCUUCCACGCAGAUGACUCCGAUAUCGUUGGCUUGCUUUGCAUCCACCGCGCCAGGGAGGGAGGUGAAUCUGACCUGUGCUCUUCGCACAACGUCUAUAAUGUCCUGGCGAAGGAGCGCCCGGAUGUGCUCAAGACUCUCACAGAGCCUAUCUGGUACUUUGACCGCAAGGGCGAGACGAGCACGGGACAGGAGGAGUAUAUCAAGACGAGUGUUAUUUAUCUGGAGCGUGGGGAGAACCCUCGCGUUUAUACCAAGUGGGACCCCUACUAUGUGCGUUCUCUCACUCGCUUCUCCGACGCUGGAAUCAUCCCUCCGCUCUCAGCUGCUCAGGUUGAAGCUCUGGAGGUCCUUGAGGCGACUUGCAACCGCGUCAAACUGCACAUGAUCCUCGAAGUCGGCGAUAUUCAGUUCCUGGCCAACUCCCAUGUGCUGCAUGCACGCACGGCCUAUGUUGAUCACGCUCCGCCUACGCCCAGACGCCAUCUCAUGCGGUUGUGGUUGGCCACGCCGGAGAGCGAGGGCGGAUGGAAGCUGCCAUUCUGGGAUAGCAAUGAGAAGAAGAGAGGUGGUAUCCAGGUCGAUGAUCAGGCCCCGGUGGCUCCUCUGGAUGCCGAGUAACGGGCCAAAACGACCCGAUGAUAUUCAUGUCUGUAAUGUGUACGUUUAGCUUCAAUACCAUGUUAAAUUAGUUAUGAG